Messenger RNA from Bombina bombina (fire-bellied toad), 7450 nucleotides. It is a transcript of the gene NOS3, whose product is annotated as nitric oxide synthase 3. Gene Ontology annotation, molecular function: FMN binding; NADP binding; calmodulin binding. The transcript has 27 exons. The record is from RefSeq and is a predicted model, not a curated record. Gene Ontology annotation, biological process: nitric oxide biosynthetic process. Bases 45 to 3665 code for a protein of 1206 amino acids. Lineage: Eukaryota; Metazoa; Chordata; Amphibia; Anura; Bombinatoridae.
GCUGAGAGUCUUAUCCUGUUAAGGUACCGAGUGAGCAGUCAGUAAUGGGUAACUCCACCAGCCGUUUCAAGGAUCUGCCUGCUCCAUUUUCCUUAAACUUCUGCCGUAAGCAGACUGUGCUUGUGGAGGAUGAGGUGGUACUGGCUGAGAAAGAAAUUUCUAGCUCAAAAAAUGGAGGACAAGCCCAGACCCAAAAGUGCAUUCGUAUCAAGAACUGGGAGAACAACACACUGUCCUAUGACACUCUGAAUGUGCAGACAGAGCAGGAUGCUGCUUGCACAAGGGCGCGUUGUCUGGGAUCCGUCAUGUUCCCAUCCCAGAUGUCCUGUCCUCAUCCCCAGGGACCAAAGUCACAGGAGGAGCUGCUGCCCCAGGCUAAGGACUUUAUUAACCAGUAUUACAGCUCCAUCAAAAGAUCUCAGAGUAAAGCCCACACGGAGCGAUUGAAAGAGGUUGAGCAGGAGGUAAUGACUACAGGAACUUACCAGUUGAAGGAGAAUGAGUUGAGCUUUGGUGCCAAACAGGCCUGGCGAAAUGCAUCCCGCUGUGUGGGUAGAAUCCAGUGGUCAAAGUUGCAGGUGUUUGAUGCCCGUGACUGCUGCAGCACUCGGGAGAUGUUUACAUACAUCUGUAAUCACAUCAAGUACGCAACCAACAAGGGAAAUAUCAGAUCGGCCAUCACCAUUUUCCCUCAGAGGAAUGAUGGAAGCUCUGAUUUCCGUAUCUGGAACAGUCAGUUUAUCCGCUAUGCAGGUUAUAGACAAGAGGACGACAGUGUGGUGGGCGACCCCCUCAACGUGGAACUUACUGAGCUCUGUGUCCAGCUGGGCUGGAAACCCAAAGGUGGGAGAUUUGAUGUGUUACCGCUGCUGCUGCAGGCCAAUGGCGAAGAUCCGAAACUCUAUGAGAUUCCUCCAGAUCUGGUGCUAGAAGUGCCACUCCGUCACCCAACAUAUGAGUGGUUUGCAGACCUUGGGUUGAAGUGGUAUGCUCUGCCUGCGGUCAGUAACUUGCUCUUGGAGAUUGGCGGCUUGGAAUUCCCAGCUGUUCCUUUCAACGGUUGGUACAUGGGCACAGAAAUUGGAAUGCGGAACCUGUGCGACUCAUACAGAUACAACAUAUCAGAAGAGGUGGCGAAACGUCUGGGGCUGGACACCAAGAAGACGUCCUCUCUGUGGAAGGACAAAGCUGCUCUUGAGAUUAAUAUUGCUGUGUUACACAGCUAUCAGAGUGACAAGGUGACCAUCGUGGACCAUCAUGCAGCUACCGAGUCGUUCAUGAAGCACAUGGAGCAUGAGACUCGCCUGCGCGGAGGUUGCCCUGCUGACUGGGUCUGGAUUGUUCCUCCGACGUCUGGCAGCCUCACACCCGUGUUCCACCAGGAGAUGGUGAAUUACCACCUGACGCCUUCCUUUCUGUACCAGCCUGAUGCCUGGAAACAUCACAUCUGGAAGGGGUCUCAGAGCACCAUUACCAGAAAAAGAACCUUCAAGGAAGUUGCCAAUGCUGUGAAGUUUUCAGCCAAACUGAUGGGACAAGCCAUGGCCAGACGUGUGAAGGCAACAAUACUAUAUGCCUCUGAGACCGGCAGGUCAGAGACUUACGCCCAUAACCUCUGUAAGAUCUUCAAACAUGCGUUUGAUCCAAGGGUUGUGUGCAUGGACCAAUAUGACACUGUCAACCUGGAGCAUGAGACUCUGGUACUGGUGGUGACCAGCACGUUUGGGAACGGUGACCCCCCUGAGAAUGGUGAGACAUUUGCCCAUGAGCUGAUGGAAAUGACCUCUCCUAGCACAGUCACCCUUCAGCCGGAGCAGCAGAAGAGCUACAAGACUCGGUUCAACAGUGUUUCUCAGACAGACCUGCUUGUCACCUCCUGGAAAAAAAAAAGAAAGGAAUCCAGUAAUACAGACAGCGCGGGCCCCCUUGGCACACUUCGGUUCUCAGUCUUUGGGCUGGGUUCCCGAGCCUACCCCCAUUUUUGUGCUUUUGGACAUGCUGUAGACACUCGGUUGGAGGAACUUGGUGGUGAACGUAUCUUAGAGAUGGGGGAGGGGGAUGAACUGUGUGGACAAGAGGAUUCCUUUCGAGCUUGGGCCAAAGCAGUAUUCAAGGCAGCCUGUGACACAUUUUGCGUUGGAGAUGACACUGAACUGAAUCUCAUAGAUUUCUUCAAGGCUAAAGGCAACUGGCAGAGGUCUAUGCACAGACUUUCCAUUCAAGCAGCAUCCCUGGACCUCAUAACAGGUCUCUCCCAAGUGCACAGGAGGAAAGUCUAUGAGACUAAAUUCCUAUCCAAGCAGAACCUGCAGAGUGAGGCGUCCAGGAGAGUAACGUGUAGCCCUUUUCUACGGAUAAUGUCUCCUCUGACUACGGAGGGACUGAGUAGCGUAGAGGAAGUUAGGUACCCAAGUCGCUCCACUAUCCUGGUGCAUCUGAGUACAGACGGGCAGAGUGAGCUGAGUUACUCUCCUGGGGACCAUCUGGGCAUCUUCCCCUGUAACAGAGAGGAGCUGGUAGUGUACCUGCUGGAGAGGGUAGAAGAUCCACCCCCUGCUAAUGACACGGUGCAGGUAGAGACAGUCGAUACCGAUAAAAGGUUGGGCACUGGCAAGAAAGCUUCAUGGGUACCUGAUACUCGUAUCCCCCCAUGUACUCUUCGACAAGCUUUGACCCAUUAUCUGGACAUCACCACCCCACCAACACCACAGCUGCUUCAGCUACUGAGCACACUCUGUGAGGAACCAGAGGAGGCAAGUCGGCUGGAGACAUUAAGCCAGGAUGCCCGCCUGUAUGAGGAAUGGAAGUGGUUCCGCUGCCCCAAUCUGGUUGAGGUUCUUGAGGAGUUCCCAUCUAUUUCUCUUCCUAGCUCCCUGCUCCUUACUCAGCUCCCCCUCCUGCAGCCCCGAUACUAUUCCAUCAGCUCCUCCACGGACGCUUUUCCUGAGGAAAUCCAUCUUACCGUGGCUGUUGUGUCCUAUCACACGCAGGAUAAUAAAGGUCCCCUGCACUAUGGGGUUUGCUCCACAUGGCUGGACCAGCUGAUGCCUAAGGACCCUGUUCCGUGUUUUGUCAGAGCGGCUCCCACCUUCCAGUUACCCGCAGACUUCUCUGCACCCUGUAUACUAGUGGGGCCAGGAACUGGCAUAGCCCCAUUCAGGGGAUUCUGGCAGCAGCGUAUGUACGACAUCGAAAAAAAAGGUCAGGUUCCUGGAGAAAUGACUUUGGUCUUUGGUUCCCGAUGUCCAGAGCUCGACCACAUCUACAAGCAGGAAACGCAGGAGGCACAGAAAAAAGGCGCACUCACCAAGAUAUACACAGCUUUCUCACGACAGCCAGACAUGCCCAAGACAUACGUACAGGACAUUUUGCGCACCCAGCUGGCUUGUCACGUGUAUGAUGUCCUCUACCACCGAAGGGGUCACAUGUACAUAUGUGGUGACGUGACUAUGGCCCAUGAUGUGCUUCAGACGGUGCAGCUGAUUCUGGUGUCGCAGGGAGACAUGAGUAUUGUGGAAGCCGGAGAUUACAUUGGGGAGCUGAGGGACCAAAACCGAUACCAUGAGGAUAUAUUUGGCAUCACAUUAAGGACACAGGAGGUGACAUCGCGUGUUCGCUGCCAAUCGCUGUCACUGCAGGAGAAGAGAGACACAUUCUGUGCAUGAAGAGACCACGUCAAAAACAUUUAUAUAUAGGACUGUCAUUUCAGUAUACGUGUGACUGAGCAUACCACACAUGUAUGUACACUGGCACACAAUGCAUAAGCAAUUACCAAAUGCACUUGUUCCCCUUACUGUGUGUGUGUAUAUUAGGGUUGCCACCUCAGCCAUGUUUGCCUGGACACUUAUGAGUUACACAUGCUGCAGGGUGUGCAGGGAGGAACAUGUAUUGUGUUUCUGGGCAGCACUAUUCAUAUUCCUCCCUGCACACCCUGCAGCAUGUGUAACUUAUAAGUGUUCUGUAUUUUAAGGGACGGGUGUGUGUGUGUGUGUGUGUAUAUAUAUAACAGCUUGGGAAUACAUCAUGUGAAAACCUGACACAGACAAUGAAGCAAGCUGUGUGCUAAUAACUGGGGGGUAACUAUAGUGUGCAAGUAUUGCGGUCUUAUGGUUUGUAUACAGUGUGGUAAUGGUCCCCUACACACACACACAUAUAUACAUACACACACACAUAUACAAAUAUAUAUAUAUAUAUAUAUAUAUAUAUAUACACUUAGCACCUAUAGAAUACCCACACUGUGUAAUAUUGUGUGCUUAGCAGCUAUGGAACACACACACACACACUGUGUAAUAUUGUUUACGUAGCACCUAUAGAAUACACACACACACUGUAUAAUAGUGUGUACUUAGCACCUAUAGAAUACCCACACUGUGUAAUAUUGUGUGCUUAGCACCUAUAGAAUACACACCCUGUGUAAUAUUGUUUACGUAGCACCUAUAGAACACACACACACACAUUGUAUAAUGUGUACUUAGCACCUAUAGAAUACACACACACACACUGUAUAAUAAUGUGUACUUAGCACCUAUAGAAUACACACACACACUGUGUAAUAUUGUUUACUUAGCACCCAUAGAAUACACACACACUGUAUAAUAGUGUGUACUUAGCACCCAUAGAAUACACACACACACACACACUGUAUAAUAUUGUGUACUUAGCACCCAUAGAAUACACACACACACACUGUAUAAUAGUGUGUACUUAGCACCCAUAGAAUACACACACACACACACUCACUGUAUAAUAGUGUGUACUUAGCACCUAUAGAAUACACACACACUGUGUAAUAUUGUUUACUUAGCACCCAUAGAAUACACACACACACACUGUAUAAUAGUGUGUACUUAGCACCCAUAGAAUACACACACACACACACUCACUGUAUAAUAGUGUGUACUUAGCACCUAUAGAAUACACACAAACACGCACACAGGGUAAAAUUGGCUUUAAUACAUUAGAUAUUAUGGAGUUUUAACAAAUCAGCUAAGGACUGGAGAGAGUUGUUUAUAAAUUGUACCCCCUGCGUAUAUAGCACAUAUUGUGUAGACACACACACCUAAUGCUAGUGACACCAUCACUACAACUCCUGGUGACAUUCUGUGGCACACACCAGGCACAAGCAAUCACACUUAUUAUUAAUGUAAAACCAAUAGGUUAUUUGUGUGCUGUAUGUAACCUUAAUGAUACAUACAUGUGCUUCACAUAUGCUGAUCCCACUGAGCUGAUCUCAUAUAAUCUUUGUACUAUUGCCCUCUGGUAUGUAACGUGCUGUGCACAUGUGCAAAACUGUAAAUAACACAGCAUAUAUGGUUUGUACAGCAGGAUCCCACAUGCAUGCAUAUGACAUGCGUACUAUACAGGUAUAUGACAUGGUUACUGUAUAGGUAUAUGACACAUCACAUGUAUAUUGUAAGGCAUGUUACAUGUAUACUGUAAGGCAUGUCACAUGUAUACUGUACAGGCAUGUCACAUGUUUACUGCACAGGCAUGUCAUGUCAGAUGUAAACUUUACAGGCAUGUCACAUGUAUACUGUACAGGCAUGUCAUGUCAGAUGUAUACUUUACAGGCAUGUCACAUGUAUACUGUACAGGCAUGUCAUGUCAGAUGUAUACUUUACAGGCAUGUCACAUGUAUACUGUACAGGCAUGUCAUGUCAGAUGUAUACUUUACAGGCAUGUCACAUGUAUACUGCACAGGCAUGUCACAUGUUUACUGCACAGGCAUGUCAUGUCAGAUGUAUACUUUACAGGCAUGUCACAUGUAUACUGUACAGGCAUGUCAUGUCAGAUGUAUACUUUACAGGCAUGUCACAUGUAUACUGUACAGGCAUGUCAUGUCAGAUGUAUACUUUACAGGCAUGUCACAUGUAUACUGUACAGGCAUGUCAUGUCAGAUGUAUACUUUACAGGCAUGUCACAUGUAUACUGCACAGGCAUGUCACAUGUUUACUGCACAGGCAUGUCACAUGUUUACUGCACAGGCAUGUCACAUGUUUACUGCACAGGCAUGUCACGUGUUUACUGCACAGACAUGUCACAUGUUUACUGCACAGGCAUGUCACAUGUAUACUGCACAGGCAUGUCACAUGUAUACUGCACGGGCAUGUCACAUGUAUACUGUACAGGCAUGUCAUGUCACAUGUAUACUGCACAGGCAUGUCACAUGUAUACUGUACGGGCAUGUCACAUGUAUACUGUAUGGACAUGUCACAUGUAUACUGCACAGGCAUGUCAUGUCACAUGUAUACUGCACAGGCAUGUCACAUGUAUACUGUACAGGCAUGUCAUGUCAGAUGUAUACUUUACAGGCAUGUCACAUGUAUACUGUACAGGCAUGUCAUGUCAGAUGUAUACUUUACAGGCAUGUCACAUGUAUACUGUACAGUCAUGUCAGAUGUAUACUUUACAGGCAUGUCACAUGUAUACUGUACAGGCAUGUCAUGUCAGAUGUAUACUUUACAGGCAUGUCACAUGUAUACUGCACAGGCAUGUCACAUGUUUACUGCACAGGCAUGUCACAUGUAUACUGCACAGGCAUGUCACAUGUAUACUGCACGGGCAUGUCACAUGUAUACUGUACAGGCAUGUCAUGUCACAUGUAUACUGCACAGGCAUGUCACAUGUAUACUGUACGGGCAUGUCACAUGUAUACUGUACGGGCAUGUCACAUGUAUACUGCACGGGAAUGUCACAUGUAUACUGCACAGGCAUGUCAUGUCACAUGUAUACUGCACAGGCAUGUCACAUGUAUACUGCACAGGCAUGUCAUGUCACAUGUAUACUGCACAGGCAUGUCACAUGUAUACUGUAAAGGCAUGUCAUGUCACAUGUAUACUGCACAGGCAUGUCACACGUAUACUGCACAAGCAUGUCACAUGUAUACUGCACAGGCAUGUCACAUGUAUACUGAACACUAUAUACAGGUAUAUCACAUGUAUACUGUACAGGCAUGUCACAUGUAUACUGCACACUAUAUACAGGUAUAUCACAUGUAUACUGCACAGGCAUGUCACAUGUAUACUGCACACUAUAUACAGGUAUAUCACAUGUAUACUGCACAGGCAUGUCACAUGUAUACUGCACACUAUAUACAGGUAUAUCACAUGUAUACUGCACACUAUAUACAGGUAUAUCACAUGUAUACUGUACAGGCAUGUCACAUGUAUACUGCACACUAUAUACAGGCAUGUCACAUGUAUACUGCACACUAUAUACAGGCAUGUCACAUGUAUACUGCACACUAUAUACAGGUAUAUCACAUGUAUACUGUACAGGCAUGUCACAUGUAUACUGCACACUAUAUACAGGUAUAUCACGUGUAUACUGCACACUAUAUACAGGUAUAUCACAUGUAUACUGUACAGGCAUGGGGCCCUUUAACUGAACUAAUGAUAUUGUCAUCCAUAUCCCUAUAAUAAAUCUGAUUUUAAUAAAUGUUUGUGAAUAA